Erinaceus europaeus (western European hedgehog) is the source of this 2305-nucleotide messenger RNA. RefSeq names its product DC-STAMP domain containing 2 (gene DCST2). The record is from RefSeq and is a predicted model, not a curated record. Lineage: Eukaryota; Metazoa; Chordata; Mammalia; Eulipotyphla; Erinaceidae. The transcript is spliced from 15 exons. Gene Ontology annotation, cellular component: membrane. Bases 8 to 2161 code for a protein of 717 amino acids.
UCCCAGCAUGAAGCACUCUAUACAGCCCUCCAGGGUGAAGGGGACCAGUGGGACGCGGGCCCUGGUCCGCAGCAUGGCGGGCUUUGCCCUGGGUUUGUUCCUGGCUGUGGCCUAUGGACUCCUGGAGCUGCUGGUCGAAGGGCAAAGCCCUUGGGGCUGUCUGGCAGGCACCCUAGCCUUGGCAGCCUUCCUGGGUCUGGGCAUGGGCUUCUCACGCCAGGUUCGCGCCACUGUGCUCCUGCUGCUGCCCCAAGCCUUCUCCAAGCAGGGCCGCACUCUGCUCCUGGUGGCAGCUUUCGGGCUGGUGCUGCAGGGGCCAUGUGCCAACACCCUGCGCAACUUCACCCGGGCCAGCGAGGCCGUGGCCUGCGGGGCGGAGCUGGCACUGAACCAGACAGCAGAGGUGCUGGAGCGUGCCAGGCAGCCCCUCAUCAGCGCUCUCAAUAAGAUCAAAGCCAUCGCCCAGAAGACUAAGGAGGUGGCCGACCGCGUGCGCAAGUUCUUCCGUUCCAUCAUGGACAGCGUGAAGCACGUGGCCAGGGCCUUGCGGAACGUGUGGUACUGGCUCCUGCACAUUGGUGAUGUGUGCAAUUCGGAGCUGGGCAACCCGUAUUCUAAGUGCACACGACUCUUUGACAACGCCAAGGAUGACUGCAUGCGGAUUGUCCCCCAAGCCUACCACCUGUGCUAUGUGCUCAUGCCCUUCAAGCUGGUGCUCUGCAGCCUGGCCAGUGUGGUGCAGGUGUUCUGCGUGAUCCCCAAGUACAUCCAGCCCUUCCUAAAGAUGACCAUCGGUACCCCGGUGAUGAAGCUCAUUAACCGGGUGCGUCAAGAGUUCGAGUUCAACGUGACAGCCACCCACCAUUUCUCUGUGGACCUCAAUGCCUCACGGAGCCUGGCUCAGGUGGCGCUGGACUUGCGUGAAGCAGUGGCCAUGAAGAUGCACUGGGUCCAAGAGGCUCUCACCCUGAUGGGCUACACCACCCCACUGCUGCUUAUGAUCCUCUACCUCCAGGCCCUGUUUUAUCGCUACUGCUACCUAAACUGGGACAACUUCGACAACGUGUACAUCACUAACCGCUUCCUGCGCAUGGAGGCUGUGCGCACCAGGGCAGGCCUGCCCACCGUGCUGCCUCUCAGCGCCCAUGAGGCCCGCUGCUAUGUGAGGCCAGGCUCCAUCUUCCUCUCCCGCUGGGAGCAUUUCUUAUACAUCCUGGCCACGGUGACCUUCAUCCGGCACCUGGUGCUGGCACUGCUGCUGGUCUUCCUGGACUAUGCUGUCUUCUGGGUACUGGACCUGGCACGGUACCACCUGCAGGGGGAGGUGGUAGCCCGCAGCCCCGUGCUGGUGUCCAUCACAGUGGAAGGAGCCGGCUACACCGGCAGAAUCUACCGAGACCUGGUGUCGGCCUUCAGUGUCUUGCAGCAGGGCAACGUGAGCGUCCUGUCCAGUCGCUGUCGCCUGCGGCCCUCAGAGCCCAAUGCCUUGGGCUAUGCGCUCAUUGGUGCCAUGUACGGCCUGUGUCUGUCUGUCACCCUUCUGGGCAGCUACGUCAGCCGGCUGCGGAGGGUCAUAUGUGCCUCCUACUACCCCGCCCGCGAGCAGGAGAGGAUCACUUACCUCUACAAUGUCCUUCUGAGCCGCCGGACCCACCUGCUGGCUACCCUGCAUCGAGCAGUGCAGCGACGGGCAGCCGACCAGGCCCCCAUGAGUGUCCUCCAGGCACUGGCCAGCCGGUGCUCGUGCCUGGUCCCAUUCCUUAGCCACUCUUGGCUGCACCAGGCCAACUGCCUAGGCUGUGGGCAGCAGCUGAAUAAAGAGGACAUGGAGAGCUUAGUGUCCUGCAGCACCCCAGGCUGCCGAGGUCUCUUCUGCUCCACCUGCUUCCGCCUGCUGGACAACACCUGCUCCGUGUGCUCAGCUCCCCUCUCCUUCCAGGGAGACGUGGACCUGGAGCAGGACUCCAGUGAUGAGGAGGGACCCCUGCUGUGGCGGGCUGCAAGACAGUCCCCUGAGCAGGAGUGGCUACUGGGAAGCCCCUCGAGGACACUCCUGCAGACUGGGCCUAACUGGCCCCUCCCCCACCAGUCCACCUCGGAGUCCAGUGACCUGGAUGAUGACCUGGAGACCGCAGAGGAGGGAGCAGUCACCCCCAGCUGAGACCAGUUAUCAGUUUUCUAACAUCCCUCAUCAUCUCAGCAAAUCUUUGACUCCACCACCACACCAGUUUCAGAACCCCAAGUCCCUGCCUCCCAUCACCCUCUCCUGCUGACCCACAUACUCACCCCCAAAUAAAGGAACCAA